Messenger RNA from Arabidopsis lyrata subsp. lyrata, 506 nucleotides. RefSeq lists its product as uncharacterized. Bases 108 to 320 code for a protein of 70 amino acids. NCBI's taxonomy places the organism in Eukaryota, Viridiplantae, Streptophyta, Magnoliopsida, Brassicales, Brassicaceae. The record is from RefSeq and is a predicted model, not a curated record. The transcript is spliced from 3 exons.
UAAAAAUCCAACCUUUUCCUCAAAUCCUCUGCUUCGCGUUUUUCUUCCGCAUUGACUUUACCAAUCUCAACUUUCUCCGGGAUCGCAGAUUUAUCUUCGUUUCAACCAUGACUCGUGGAAGUCAGAGAGAGCGUGACCGUGAAAGAGCCGCGGCUCGUGCUGGAGGAAAGGGUAAGAAUGCUGAAGAUGGUCUGACUCCGGAGCAACGUCGUGAAAGAGAUGGAAAAGCAUUGCAAGAGAAGGCAGCUAAGAAAGCUGCUCAAGCUGCAGCUGCAAGUUCUGGUGGUGGAGCUGGAAGUAAAGGAGCUGCUAAGAAGUGAUGAUUGAUCAUUUGGUUUGUCUUUUGAGCAUAUUGUAGACUUUAUGUUUGAGAUUGGGUUGUUUAGACUUGAGCUUUGACUCUUGUCUGAAUCCUAUUAUACUGUCUUUGUGUUGAAAUUGCAAUUUGAUGCUUAUGAUGAUAUUAUUGUUACUCUUGAGUUUAUGUUUCAUUCUUUCUCUCGGAA